AUGAUUGCAGUGAAUCAAGGCCUAGCAACAUUAGCAUUCUUUGGAGUAGGAGUGAACUUGGUGUUGUUCUUAACCCAGGUUCUCGACCAAGACAACGCUAGCGCUGCCAAUAACGUUAGCAAGUGGACCGGAACCGUCUACCUGUGCUCGCUGAUCGGAGCGUUCCUUAGUGAUUCAUAUUGGGGUCGGUACUUGACAUGUGCCAUCUUUCAGCUCAUACUUGUGCUGAGUUUGGGACUACUGUCACUCGCUUCAAGGCUUUUCUUGAUAAAUCCUGCUGAUUGUGGUGAUGGAAUAAGACUCUGCAACACCCCAUCACAACUCGGUUUUUCUAUGUUUUACUUAUCGAUAUAUCUUGUAGCGUUCGGAUUCGGCAGGCAUCAACCGGCCUUAGCCACAUUUGGAUCAGACCAGUUCAAUGAUUCGCAUCACAAAGGAGCGAACUUGAAAGCUGCAUUCUUUAGUUACUUCUACUUUGCACUCAAUGUUGGCUCUCUAUUUUCAGACACUAUACUGGUUUACUAUGAGAAUUCAGGCAUGUGGACGCUAGGCUUCUUGGUUUCUUUCGGCUCUGCAAUCAUAGCCCUGUUAUUCUAUCGGUCGGGGACUCCGAGAUAUCGGUACAUGAAAGCGAGUGGCAAUCCGCUGCCCCGCGUCGCUCAAGUAUUCGUGGCUGCAUAUAGGAAGUGGGGUGUCACGCCGGCUAAUGCCGGUGCCUUGUAUGAGGUCGAACGAACCGAAUCCGCAAUCAAAGGUAGCAAAAAGAUACUUCACACUUCACAGUUCCUCGACAAGGCGGCUAUGAUAACUCCGAAUGAUUUGAGUGCACCAAACAAUCCAUGGAGGCUUUGCACCGUGACACAGGUUGAAGAAGCCAAAUGUGUACUAAAAAUGUUACCAAUUUGGCUUUGCACUAUAAUGUACUCUGUAAUCUUCACGCAAAUGGCAUCCCUUUUCGUGGAGCAAGGAGAUGUAAUGGCGUCCAAACUCGGAGACUUCCGCAUUCCGGCAGCGAGCAUGUCGGCAUUUGACAUUUGCAGCGUGCUCAUCUGGACCGGGGUGUACCGACACGUUGUCAUUCCCCUGGCUCGAAGAUUAAGCAAUAACCCCAAGGGACUAACCGAGCUUCAAAGAAUGGGAUCGGACUCAUCACCGAGAUACAAAGGCUCAAAUCCGUGA
Hibiscus syriacus is the source of this 1179-nucleotide messenger RNA. RefSeq names its product protein NRT1/ PTR FAMILY 7.1-like. Bases 1 to 1179 code for a protein of 392 amino acids. The record is from RefSeq and is a predicted model, not a curated record. The transcript is spliced from 3 exons. Gene Ontology annotation, molecular function: transmembrane transporter activity. NCBI's taxonomy places the organism in Eukaryota, Viridiplantae, Streptophyta, Magnoliopsida, Malvales, Malvaceae. Gene Ontology annotation, biological process: transmembrane transport. Gene Ontology annotation, cellular component: membrane.